AUAUACUUGUGUACAUAUUUAUUCCUUCCAUUUUCUCUCCUCAAAUCAAAACCCUUCUUGAAAUCUCAUUUCUAGAAACUACAUUUCCUAACUUGGAAAUUACACUUCCUAACUUGGAAAUGUGAAUUGCACACACACUGACUAAAAAAAACAGCAGAUUACUAAAAAUAGCACCUUAAAAAUCAUGGCCGCUGCAAAACACACAGCGUCGGAGACUUGCUCAUUAUAUCCAUUCCCGCCUUCCACGCCAGCACUCUCGGAGGCGGAGGAGCCGAAGAUCAAGCGGAUUCGAGAAGCCACCACCACCACCGGCGGCAAGCAUCCCGUCUACAGAGGCGUGCGGAUGCGGAGUUGGGGGAAAUGGGUGUCGGAAAUCAGGGAGCCGCGGAAGAAAUCGAGGAUCUGGCUCGGCACCUUCCCCACGCCGGAGAUGGCGGCGCGUGCGCACGACGUCGCCGCACUGAGCAUCAAGGGCGCCUCCGCCACCCUCAAUUUCCCCGAGCUUACGUUGGCGCUGCCCCGCCCGGCCUCCCUCAGCCCCCGCGACGUUCAGGCCGCCGCCGCCAAGGCCGCCGCGAUGGAAAAAUUCGAAAUCGUAUCGUCUCCGUCGUCGUCGAUUGAUUUGUCCGCGGCGUCGGAGGAGCUGAGCGAGAUCGUGGAGCUGCCGAGCUUGGGAUCGUGCUUCGACACGGUGGAGAUGAGGAGCGACUUUGUUUACGUAGAUGACGACGCCGCGAUCGAAGGGUGGCUGGAUCCGCCGCCGUGGAGCGGCGCCGUCGCUGACGACGGAAUACAAAUAAUAAAUAGAAGAAUAUCUAAUGAGAGAAUAGCCGCCUCUCAUUUUCAAGGUAAAGGAGAGAGAAAUAUAGCUGCAACAAAUACAAAAAGAAAACCCUAGAAGAUGCACGCCUAUAAACCUCUUCAAAUCUGCAACCUAAACCAGAAUAUAUCAAAUAUAAGAGAAAGAAUAAAGGGUACAAAAUACAUCUGAAAUGCAAGGAGAAGGAGAGAGAAUAAAAGAAGCAAUAAUUACAGAAAGAAGGCACAAAAGGUGCUGCAUGGCUGAAGCCUUUUGGAUUCUACACUCUACAAAGUAGAUAACAGAAGAGGAAGAACGAAUUACUCUGAAAAGGAUUUUAAUAACAAAAACAUUUGAAGAACCAAGAGAAGAAUUACAAAAUCAUAUCAGAAUUAUUCCAACAAGGUAUCUAUUCAAUAAUAAUUGCAAGACUAAAGAAGGAUUUUACAUACUAACAUCAUAAUUUGUCCAAAAAAAGGUUGUGAGUUGCAUUAGAACUUGGAGUAUUUUUGUAUCUUAAAUCCUAUUCAAAUAUGUAUAUAUGUAAUUCUCUAUAAUACCUAUUUAUUUGUAAUAGAAUAGGUUUAAGUACACACCAAUGGAACUUUAUAUAUGUAUAGAUGUCUUGUCGUGUUGAUAUUA
Messenger RNA from Salvia splendens (bonfire salvia), 1441 nucleotides. RefSeq names its product ethylene-responsive transcription factor TINY. Lineage: Eukaryota; Viridiplantae; Streptophyta; Magnoliopsida; Lamiales; Lamiaceae. Gene Ontology annotation, biological process: regulation of DNA-templated transcription. The transcript has 5 exons. The record is from RefSeq and is a predicted model, not a curated record. The coding region runs from base 185 to 898 and encodes 237 amino acids. Gene Ontology annotation, molecular function: DNA-binding transcription factor activity; DNA binding.